Molecule: messenger RNA, 2257 nt
Organism: Ahaetulla prasina
Lineage: Eukaryota; Metazoa; Chordata; Lepidosauria; Squamata; Colubridae
Gene: GTF2F1
Product: general transcription factor IIF subunit 1
Exons: 14
Coding region: 396-1949 (517 amino acids)
Biological process (GO): transcription initiation at RNA polymerase II promoter; positive regulation of transcription elongation by RNA polymerase II
Cellular component (GO): transcription factor TFIIF complex; nucleus
Molecular function (GO): DNA binding; RNA polymerase II general transcription initiation factor activity; TFIIF-class transcription factor complex binding
Source: RefSeq, a predicted model, not a curated record
ACGGGGGAUCCGCGGGGAAGGGAAGGGAGGCUCCGGGGAAAAGAACCCGGCCGAUCCCGUCCUCGGCUGCCGUCGCCUUUGCCGAUCGAUCAGGACAUUCUGGAUCCUGGAUGUCUUUUCCUCUCCGGGAUGGAUCCCAACAUCCUUCAGUGCCCGCUUUGUGUCUCUAGCCGCUCUGAAUCGAGCCGGCUUAGCGGAGGCUUUAGACGUCCGGUCGCGGAGGUCUCCCCUCCGUCUCUUGCUCACCUUUCUCUAGCUGCCAGUUAGAUUUUGGUAUCCUAGUUCCCAGCUCCUCUCAGGAGGAAAAAUCUUAGCCUGGAAGGAGUGUCCCCGAGCUGGGUUUGAAUCUGCGGUUGAAAAAGAAACGUGGUUGAAUACCAGUUCAAACGUCAGAAAUGACUUCUUUGGGAACCAGCAACCAGGGAGUAACUGAAUAUGUCGUCCGGGUUCCCAAAAGCACCUCCAAGAAAUAUAAUAUUAUGGCCUUCAAUGCUGCCGACAAGGUCAACUUCGCCACCUGGCACCAGGCAAAGAUGGAGCGAGAUCUCAGCAAUAAGAAGAUCUACCAGGAAGAAGAGAUGCCAGAAUCUGGAGCUGGCAGUGAGUUCAACCGCAAGCUGCGUGAGGAAGCAAGGCGCAAGAAAUAUGGCAUUGUCCUGAAGGAAUUCAAACUUGAGGAUCAGCCUUGGAUCCUGAAAGUCAAUGGCAAGGCUGGACGCAAGUUCAAAGGAGUGAAAAAGGGUGGUGUGACUGAAAACACAUCCUAUUACAUCUUUACUCAGUGUCCAGAUGGUGCUUUUGAAGCCUUCCCAGUAAACAAUUGGUAUAAUUUUACACCUAUAGCCAAGCAUCGCACCUUGACUGCAGAGGAAGCUGAGGAGGAAUGGGAAAGGAGAAACAAAGUCCUAAACCACUUCAGCAUCAUGCAGCAACGGCGGCUGAAGGACCAGGGUGAGGAAGAAGAGGAGGAGAAAGAGAAGAAAGGCAAAAAGAAAGGCAGCGAUCUAAAAAUCCAUGACCUGGAAGAUGAACUGGAGAUGAGUUCAGAUGACAGCGAGUUCAGUGACACUGAUGGUGAAAAGCCUGCCAAAACUAAGAAAAAAGCACCGCUCACCAAAAAAAAGAAAAAGAAGAAAGGAUCAGAUGACGAAGCCUUUGAAGAUAGUGAUGAUGGAGACUUUGAGGGCCAGGAAGUGGACUACAUGUCGGAUGGAUCAAGCAGCUCAGCAGAGGAAGCAGUCGGCAAGCCCAAAGUCACCAAAGAAGACAUCCCAAAAGGUAUAGAUGAAGCAAGUGAGAGCAGUGAAGAAAGUGAGGAGGAGAAGCCUGCAGAGGAGAAAGAAGAGGAGGAGGAGGAGAAGAAGGUCCCUACUCCACAGGACAAAAAGAAAAAGAAAGACAGCAGUGAUGAGUCGGAGACAUCAGAGGAUAGUGACAUUGACAGCGAAGCAUCUUCAGCUCUCUUCAUGACGAAAAAGAAGACUCCUCCCAAAAAGGAGCGCAAGGGCUCAGCCAGCAGCUCACAAGGGAACAGCCGUCCAGGGACCCCCUUGGUGGAUGCCGGCAGCACCUCAUCCAUGCUGCGGGCUGCAGCCAACAAGCUGGAGCAAGGCAAGCGACAGGCGGGGUCCAGUGAACUCCCAGCAGCUAAGAGGUUGAAAAUGGAUGCUGGAGCCCAGGCUGCCACCACAUCUGGGAAAUCUACCCCACAGCCACAGUCAGGCAAAUCAACACCCAGUAGUGGUGAUGUACAGCUGACGGAAGAUGCUGUGCGGCGAUAUCUGACUCGCAAGCCCAUGACCACUAAGGAUCUUCUAAAGAAAUUCCAAACCAAGAAGACUGGACUAAGCAGUGAGCAGACAGUCAAUGUACUGGCACAGAUUCUUAAGCGCCUCAACCCUGAGCGCAAGAACAUCAAUGACAAGAUGCACUUCUUCCUUAAGGAAUGAACAAGGCCAGGCUCAGGCGGCCCUUGGGUACUUGCCAGCUGGCUUUGAGCUUCUUGUGGUUCCCCAUUGGUGGCUGGGAACUGAAACCAUGGGAUUGGCAUCUGACCUCCUGGGGAAAGGGAGAAGCCCGUGCUCUGCUUUCACCUGGAAGUCCUCUGGAAAUUGGGAGUGGUAGAUGUGGGGGAAGAGUUUGGCAUAACCUGUUACGGGGUACGGAAGAUGCCAUUUUUCUGAAUGAGAUGUAGGAUGUAUGGGAAAGAGAGUUAACAGACACUGCCAUUUUUGGAAAUAAACCUGGACAUAUUUUA